Messenger RNA from Prinia subflava (tawny-flanked prinia), 3082 nucleotides. RefSeq names its product phospholipase A and acyltransferase 1-like. Gene Ontology annotation, cellular component: cytoplasm. Gene Ontology annotation, molecular function: A2-type glycerophospholipase activity; glycerophospholipid phospholipase A1 activity. The transcript has 4 exons. Gene Ontology annotation, biological process: N-acylphosphatidylethanolamine metabolic process. The record is from RefSeq and is a predicted model, not a curated record. Lineage: Eukaryota; Metazoa; Chordata; Aves; Passeriformes; Cisticolidae. The coding region runs from base 1276 to 1785 and encodes 169 amino acids.
CCCUGGAAAGGAAUUUCAGUGUGAGUGCAAUUUAUAGACCUCUCACAUCUCUAAUUCAUCCUGGAAUGCAAGAGAACCAGAGUUGCUUCAUCUGGGGAAUUGCCUUAUUGUUCCUGUAAGCUGUAACAUUUCACAGAAUGCAGCAGUUUGCAGCUGUGCCAUGCAUCUCUUUGCAGUCAGGGUGAUGUUGCUCAUUAGGGGCUGCCUUUCCGUGGAGCCUGGUGGAUGCAUUGACAGGUUUGGGUGGAACACUGCCCAUACCAUAAAGAGAGAGUGUGAGGAGGAGCAGCAAAAUCCACCCCUUGCUUAAAAAAAAAGAAAAAAAAAAAAAAAAAAAGAAAAAAAAAAAAAAGGGGGAGGGGGGCGGGGAAUCCAUCACUUGCUGCAUUCAGCACUUGUGAGCCUUUCUAGGAAAUGUUGGCAAGGCCUCAGAUGUGCUUGAGUUGCCAUGCAGUAAAGGCUGCUCUUUUCCCAACAGUUGUGAGAACAAUCCUUGCCUGUGCUUUGGGGCAUAGCCCUGAAAAGAAUGUGUCCCUUAAAAGAAUGGCAUUUGUAGGACAUUAAACCAUCUGAAUGUGGUGGACAUCAGAGGAUGAAAACCUGGGCUGAUUCAGUACAAGCUGGGGAAGCCUCGACAUUGUGCAGCCCUGAGCCUGGCUCAAGGGCUCACCUGGUCCUCUUCACUGUGUAGGUGGGCUAAUGUAAAUCUAAUCCAUCGUGCUUUUGCUGCAAAGUCUUUUGAAUUUACACAAGGCCAUUUGCACUGGCCAUUUACAUCCUCUGCUGCGUUCGGUACCGGUUGACUGGUACACAAGCCCCAUUUAAACGUGGAUCAGGUUGUUGUUUUAAAACAUGGUAUCUGGCCAUGUGUACGAGACCAGUGUCAGGAGUGUUGCCCAUCACUGAACAGGAGGACACCUUCAAGGCAGGGGCUCCUGGCAAAGAGGCACUGACCUAACUUCCAGGAUGGCAGCACCAGAUUUUUCACCCAACGGUGGUUUGGGCAAAAACCUCGGACGUAGAAAGUUCCCGAACCAGGUGGCGGGCGUGUCCCAAUGGGCGGCUCUGGGGCAGUGACGGCAGUGAGCCCGGCAGAUUACACGCAAGAGCGUCCUUCGCCCGGUUUACAGCGUUUAGAGGGGACCUUGAUCCCGGACACGGCAGCAGCGGGACGGAUACUGAGCUGCCCCUGCACAGCCCGAGCCUCCCGCUGCGCUCUGCCCUGCGCCGAGCCAGCCCCGCUACAGGGGCACGGCCUGACCGCACCCUCCGGAGAUGGGACAGGAAAACAGCCACCCCCAGCCUGGGGACCUGAUCGAGAUCGACCGGGAAUUUUACCAGCACUGGGCCCUCUACAUGGGGGAUGGAUAUGUCAUCAACGUGACACCUGUCGAUGAAGGAGCCCCAUCCCUGUCGGUCAGCAUGAUAUCAAUAUUCACCAGAAAGGCCAAGGUGAAGAAGCAGCUCCUAAAAGAGGUGGUGGGAAAUAACAAAUGGCGUGUCAACAACAAGUAUGAUCGCUCCCGCACUCCUCGCCCUGUGGGGGAGAUCCUCCGGCGUGCUGAGCGAUGGAUUGACAGGGAGUUGCCCUAUGAUGUUUUUGGCAGCAACUGUGAGCACUUUGUGACCGACCUCCGCUACGGAGAGGGAGUCUCUGACCAGGUUACAAAAGCAGUUAUUUGUACUACAGCAGCUGUAGGAAGUAUCUUUCUUGCUGGUCUUGCCACUGCUGUUGUGAAGGGCUUUUCUGAAGAAUCAUCCAAGAGAGAGAACAAGUACUACUGAUGGGCUGUGUGCAGGAGCUCAGACCAAGGCAGGGGGAGACCCUGCAACAACAGUCCCUGGUCAGCUUUUACUACACCUACCAUCAAGACUGAUUAGCAACUGUGCCACCCUUGCUGUAAACUUUAAGUAAGCCUUAACAAAAUGUUAGAAACCCAAAUUUUAAUUGCCCCCACAUCCUCUUUUAUCUGAGUAUAACUUUGAGUGCAAGUUCAACUGUUCAGCCUGCUUUUCCCUACUAUCUCAUUAAGAAAUAAAAAAUCAAGAUGGGCACCGUUUAAGGUGACCUCCAGCAGCACUAGCCUGGUUGCCAUAUCUGUUUUUAAUUUCAUUGCCUGUGAUGAUUUUGGUGGUAAUCUGGCCGCAUUUGCACUGCAGGCUUUCCAUCCAUUUUCAUCAGUUGGUUCCUGUACACUUUUUCUGUAUAUCCAUGAUUUUAACCUCAGCUUUCCAAACAAGUCAAAACAAGUACUUCUGAGGAUUUUUCAGCUCAGGCUCUGUGUAGGUGGGAAAGCUCUGGCUGCAACAUCUGCAAAGGAGUAGGCAGAGCAUGUGCAGUGUCUUGGAGCCUGUACUUGUGCUGCCUAAACUGAGAAACUCGUGAGAGGUUGGAGGAAAAAGGCAGGUCUUAUAAGCUAUAACUCCUUUGGAGUUUUACAGGAGUGCUGUGCUUGUGACAUGAUGGCGUUUUGCUUGGGUUUUCCCUGCCUAAAAAGUCUCUCCCAAUGUACUGAACCAUGCUACUUCCUUGUUACAAAGCUGAUGUGUGGAUUAACUUGGAAGAAAACUGUGCAGGGAAAGUGUGCUUUAUUGUCCUUUAUCCGGACUGUGUGCCUGAAGUGUUUGGAACCAGGUUACCUGCAUCCCACCUGUGAGACACAGAAUCCUGAGCAGCUUUUCUUACAGGCAACUGCCUGGAGGGCAGGGAGAGGUGAGAGCAGAAGAGCUGUCUGGGAGAGGCUGGCUGGUUUUGUCUGCUCUUGACAGACUGCCCAGGUUUAACCCCAGCCAGCAAGAAUGCAGCAGGCAGCCACUCACUUCCUCCGCUGCCAGCCCCAUCAGGGAGGGAACGGGAAGAGUUGCAGUGAAAAACUUGUGGCUUGACGACAAGUUGAUUAAGUAUGUAACCAAAAGCUCUGCAUUAGAGGAAAGCAAAAAAGUGAAUUAAUUCACAGCAUUUUUAAAUGGCUGUUUUACAAUGUUUGCAAUAUCCAAGCCAAGAUUUACAGUUCUAUUUUGUACUGCCCUUGGUUAUUAUAUCUGAGUAAAGCUCCUAAGUCUAAUACAGGAAAAUAAAUCA